AUGAAUUCUAAGAGACCAAGCUAAGAAAGAGUUUCGAAUUAAUACAAUUAAUCUUUAUACCCUUUAAAUCCAAUAGUCAAUUCAAAUAUAGAUUAUAGUAAAAUAUCAGGAUUAAAUUCAAAAAAUACAACUUAAAAUGAAGAAUUGAAAAUGACCAAUAGAUACCUAUAAACUUAAUUAACAUUAUAUUAAGGUUUAGAUUUAAUCUAGCAUUAGAGAAAGUAGUUGCUCUUGAGAAAAAAAUAUCAGAAUUAACUAAUCAAACAGAAUAUUUACAAAAUGAAUUAAACAAUUAUCAAUUUGAACUUGAAUAAGUUUAUGUGAAUACUCAGAAGUAAUUUAGUUAAUAAGAAAUCUCAAAAGAGGAAAUUGAAGGAAAGGAAGAGAAUAUAAAUUCCCUUUAAGUAUAAGUGCAAAUUCUUUAAGAGAAAAUUACAACUAUGCAUAAUACUUAUUAAUAAGAAAGAUUAUAAAUGAAAUAAUUAUUAUUAAAUAAAGAACUAGAUAAUAAGUAUAUUCUUUAUAUGAUUAUUAGAUUAUUAUAUUCAGAGUUAAAUAAAUUGUAGAUAAAAAAUGGAUAAAAAAAUUUGGCUGAAGAUGGGAAUUAGUUAAAAGCUAUAAUUGCUGAAUACAAUGAAUUUAAAAUUAAAAAAUUGAAAGAAAUAGAACAAUUAUAAGAUUAAAUAAAUAAUUACUAAGAUAAAUUGAAAUAAUUAGAUUAAAUGUAAAUAUUUUUAAAUAAUUUGAAUAGUAAAAUCGAAGAAAUUCAAUCUAAAUAUCAUUAAUUGGUUUAGGAUUAUGAAUAGUAAUAAAAAUUAGAGAGCUAAUUAAAUUAAUAAAUUUUAUAACUGUAAAGUUAAUUGUCAAUAUUGAGUCAUUAAUGUUAGACAGUUAAAGAGGAGAAAAAUUAAUGGAAUAAAGAGAAAUAAGCAAUAGAAACUUAUUAUUUAGAUUAACUACAAAAGUAAGAUAAUCAAAUAAAUUUAAUGAUAAGAACAAAUUAAAUAUCAGAUAGUAAAGUGAUUAUUUAAAAGUUACAAUCAUAAAUAGAGUAAGGUAUUUUAUUAAUUUAGAUAAAAAGAUAAAUUAAUAAAGGAAAUAAGUUAAUAAAAAUGUAAUUGUUCUUAAAGUGUAUAAUAUCAUAAAGAAUUAGAAUAAAAAAAUACAACUUUAAUAUUGGAAGUUGAAAGAUUGAAUUCUAUUUUGAAAUCUAAGUUAUUAGAGUUGGAGAAUAUUGAGAAAGAAAAGAAAUUCUAGAUGGAUAAACAAGUACAAUAGUAAGUUUAUCACAAUCUAGUUUAAAUAUAAAAGGUUUAAAAAUGAAUAUAAUUUAUUAUUAUUUCCAGAUUCUAUAUAUAAAUGUUAUUAAUAAUUGAAAAAUCGAAAAAAUUUAGAAAUGUUGUAAAGUGAAUGGGAAUUGAGUAUAGCAAUAAUAGGUGAUUCAGGAGUAGGAAAAUCAACAUUUUUAUAAAUGUUUUUAACUGGUUAGUUUGUACUAAGACAUAAUGAUAAAAUAACAAUUAAUCAUAAGGAGAUUAUGUUAGGACAAAAGACAGUUUAAUUAAAACUUAUUGAUAUUGUAAGUAUAUAUUUAGAAUAGAAGUCUGGUAAAGAACCAUUUCGUUCUAUGGCUUGGGUUCAUUAUAGAACUUGUAUAGGAAUAAUCUUAAUUUUCGAUCUUUCUAGUAGAGAUAGUUAUGAGAAUCUAAAGAAGUGGUACGAAGAGAUUCAAUAAUAUGUUGACUAAGAAAAAAUUAUAAUUAGAUUGGUCGGUAAUAAAUGUGAUAAAUUAUUUUAUAAUGAUGUUGAUUAAGGAAAAGAGGGGGCAAAUGAUAGGUAAUGAGAAUUCAUAUUAAUUUUUAAGACAUUACAUAUAAUUUGAGGAGGGUGAAUAGUUUGCAGCUACUCAUUAAAUGUAAUAUUCUCAAACUUCAAGCAGUGUGAUUUCUUUAGCUUAAGAUGAAAAUUACUAGAGUAUUCCUUAAAUUUUUGCAAAAUUUAGUGAAGAAAUAUUGGAAUUUAUUAAAAAAAAUCAAGAAAAUGGUAAAAUAGAAGAAUUGAUGGGAAUCAGAAGUUUAAAAAAAUAAGUUGUAGUACAUGAAGUUAAGAAAAAAAUAAAUCGAAGUUCUUGUUGUUGAAUAGAAUUUAUAAGACACUAAAUAACAAUCUAUAUAUUUUUUAUAGUUUUCUACAAAUUCAGC
Molecule: messenger RNA, 2201 nt
Organism: Paramecium sonneborni
Lineage: Eukaryota; Ciliophora; Oligohymenophorea; Peniculida; Parameciidae
Source: the annotation of a GenBank genome assembly